UCUGUUAUAUAUACCGAUCGCCCGAUUUCGUAGUUUAACAAACCCUAGCACGAGCCAGCCGGACGGACGGAGGAAUAUGGGGAUCGUGGAUGCGUUGAUUACAUCGGCCGGAGCAAUAGGCAAAGAACUAGGCCAAUCAAUAACGACAAACAUGGAAUUCAUCAGCGACAAGAACUGCGUCGAGCAGCACGUGGCCAACGGCGGGUGCAUCGAUGAGUUCAUCACGGCAGUAGACGAGUGCCACCCCAGGCAGAUCAAGACUCGGGAGGACCCCGCCGAGCGCGUCCUCGACGCCGAUGCGUGUGUCAAGGCGACGGCGGCGCUGCGUGAGUGCUUCGAGGGCAACCGCCUGUGGUUCGCGCAGCAGUACAUACGGCGCAUGGACGAGGGCCUCGAUGAGGACUGGAAGCCAUCGCCAGAGAAGGUUCAGGAGGAAGAGCUGAAAAGGUUCAGGUGGUGGACUGGCAUGAGGAGAAGCUAGAUCCGAGACCCGCUUCACCCUCCUCUCUCCUCCAACAACCGGAUGGCAAAUCAUCCCUUCUGUGAAGGUCCUUUCUCCAACAUACCUCGCUUGGAUGAGGGCCUCGACGAGGACCGGAAGCUAUCACCGAAGAAGGUGGAGGAGGAAGACCUGACCCGGUUCAGGUGAUGGAUUGGCAUGAGAAUAAGCUAGGUUGAUAGUUAUGCAUGGAUGGUGAUGUAGCUUUCCUUUUCUUUGAACAACCCAUCAUACAAGUCUGCAUGCCCUAUAUGUAAUCUUAAUGUUAUAGAACAGAUCAGUUAGUGGUGUUUGCGGAGUUUGUAUACUUGCUCUGAAUUCUCUAGAAGUUCUCUAUCCAUGGAUUUUUUUUUUAACCCCGCUAUGCAUGUAUUGUGAUCAGUGCUGAUUGGCGAUCAGCCCAUCAACUCAAUCUUGUACUUUUCCUUUUUUUUUAACAGUCCCAUCAUACA
Messenger RNA from Triticum aestivum (bread wheat), 951 nucleotides. RefSeq lists its product as uncharacterized. The record is from RefSeq and is a predicted model, not a curated record. Lineage: Eukaryota; Viridiplantae; Streptophyta; Magnoliopsida; Poales; Poaceae. The coding region runs from base 77 to 481 and encodes 134 amino acids. The transcript has 2 exons.